CUGUUAACUCAACGUCAAGCAGAUGCUAAUUAAUGGUGUAAUGCCAACCUUUGUCUCACCAGAAGAACUUCUACUCAUCCCACCAACCAAAAAUGAACCUGCCUACCCUUCUUUUCUUCUCCUCAAAUCUCGUCUUCCCCAUUAUUUUAAUUCUCUUCUCUUAUCUCUCUCUCUCGAUCCACUCAGUCUCUCUGGUUGUAAUUUUGAUAAACCCUCAGUUGCAGACUGACUCUCUGUUUGUACCAUAGCUGAGGAAGAUGACACCCAGAGGGCUAAUCUCUGCUUUCUUUCUCCUCCUUGCAUUGUACUGCGCCAUAGACCCAUUUAAUCACAGUGCUAUAUCGGGUUUCCCCGAUUUUGUGUCCUACAAAAUCGACAUGCCUGACUGGUCAAUUGUGCCUAAAGAGAGAGACAGACAGAAUCUGCUUCAGAGAUCAGAAAUCAGGUUUUUGAACCAAGUUCAAGGGCCUGAGAGUGUAGCAUUUGAUCCUCUUGGUCGUGGGCCUUACACUGGUGUUGCUGAUGGAAGGAUUCUUUUCUGGAACGGCGAGAAGUGGACUGAUUUUGCCUGUACUUCCAGUAAUAGGUCAGAACUAUGUGAUCCAAAGCCAUCUCCUUUCGGUUACCUGAAGAAUGAACAUAUCUGUGGCAGGCCUUUGGGACUCCGAUUUGACAAGAAAUCAGGUGACUUAUACAUUGCAGAUGCGUACCUUGGACUGAUGAAGGUAGGGCCUGGAGGUGGGGUAGCAACAUCACUUGUAACAGAGGCAGAAGGUGUGCCACUGAGGUUUACCAAUGAUCUAGACCUCGAUGAUGAAGGAAAUGUCUACUUUACAGAUAGCAGCACAAAAUAUCAGAGGAGGAACUUCCUACAGUUGGUUUUCUCUGGAGAUGACAGUGGGAGAGUACUGAAGUAUGAUCCAAACACAAAGAAAACCACUGUCCUUGUAAGGAAUCUUCAAUUUCCAAAUGGUGUGUCCCUAAGCAAGGAUGGCUCUUUCUUGGUCUUUUGUGAAGGAUCUAUUGGCAGGUUACGAAGGUAUUGGUUGAAAGGUGAGAAAGCUGGAACUUCAGAAGUGUUUGCUAUAUUACAUGGAUUUCCCGACAAUGUCCGAACAAACGAAAAGGGUGAAUUUUGGGUAGCAGUCCACUGUCAUCGCAACCUGUACACUCACUUAUGUGCUCGUUAUCCAAAACUAAGAACAUGGGUGCUUAAGUUACCGAUAUCAGCACAGAUUCAAUUUAUGAUUCACAUCGGAGGCUGGCCUCACGGAAUUGUAGUUAAAUAUAACGAGGAAGGAAAACUGAUGCAGAUCCUCGAGGAUAGGCAAGGGAAGGUCGUGAAAGCGGUUAGCGAAGUAGAAGAGAGGGACGGGAAGCUGUGGAUGGGAAGUGUUCUUAUGCCCUUUGUUGCAGUUUAUAACUUGGCUUGAGAUGAAAAAAGGCUGUGUUUGUCUCUUCAUCAAUUCAUGCUAGAUAUAAAGACUGUAUCUCCAUGUUCAAACAGCUACAGCUUAGCUUUUGUUAAGUUAUGUUAGGUUAUUUUUAGAACAAAUUUUAGAAAAUUUAUGAGGAAUUCAUUGCAAUUCCUUAAGUAAUUUAAUUAGUAGAAAAUAAAUUGUAUUAAGACAUAAUAAAUUUCACUUAGAAUUGAAAUAA
Carica papaya (papaya) is the source of this 1659-nucleotide messenger RNA. It is a transcript of the gene SSL3, whose product is annotated as strictosidine synthase-like 3. The record is from RefSeq and is a predicted model, not a curated record. Gene Ontology annotation, cellular component: endomembrane system. Gene Ontology annotation, molecular function: hydrolase activity. NCBI's taxonomy places the organism in Eukaryota, Viridiplantae, Streptophyta, Magnoliopsida, Brassicales, Caricaceae.